Coniosporium apollinis CBS 100218 is the source of this 798-nucleotide messenger RNA. RefSeq lists its product as uncharacterized. The transcript is spliced from 3 exons. Bases 1 to 798 code for a protein of 265 amino acids. The record is from RefSeq and is a predicted model, not a curated record. NCBI's taxonomy places the organism in Eukaryota, Fungi, Ascomycota, Dothideomycetes.
AUGCAUUACACUCUCUCCGCCAUCGUGGCGGUUCUAGCCACCGCUCCUCUCACUCUCGCACAGAGCACCACCCCCUUCCAAAACCUCUGCAACGCAAGUGCCCCUGGCUCAGACGCACCAGUCUGCGACGUACCUGCUAACCUCAUCAAGAUAAAAUGUAUAGUCGGCCUCGGAGAGCAGCGCAACAACCUGACCUACGUCUGCCAACCCGAAAUCAAGUCCCAAGUCCAGACCUGCGUCCACUCUCUCUGCGACGCAAGCACCUUCCCCGCCGCCGACGCCGAGUACGACGCCGCCUGCGCUUCGCUGCUGCCGCCUGACCCUGUGCCUGAGCCGCUGUUCCGUCACCUUUGCAAUGUCAAAUGCUCCGUCAGCCUUGGCGACCAAGCCAACAACUUAACCCACAUCUGCCGCUCAGAUAUCAGAUCCCAGGUCCAGACAUGCGUCUACCAGCUCUGUGAUGCUGCCACCGCCGCGCCCGCGGAUGCGGAGUAUGAGGCGCUUUGUCCGACACUGACACCGCCGCAGCCGCUGUUUAAGCAUCUGUGCAACGUCAAGUGCGCGGUUGGGUUGGGAGAUCAGGCGUACAAUAAAACGCAGAUCUGCCUCCCGGACGUGAGGGCCGGGGUGCAGACUUGCGUGCGCCAGUUGUGUGACGUGAGUACGGCUCCGGCGGCGGAGGCGGAGUAUGAAGCGCUGUGUCCGAGGGCGCCGGAGGAGGUGUGGUUGAGGGCGGGGUGUAAUGUAAAAUGCAUGGCUAGCCUAGGACUGGUCAACCCUGUCGCUGAUCUCUGUUAA